Messenger RNA from Alligator mississippiensis (American alligator), 1121 nucleotides. RefSeq names its product UDP-glucuronosyltransferase 1A1-like. Bases 210 to 1064 code for a protein of 284 amino acids. The transcript has a single exon. NCBI's taxonomy places the organism in Eukaryota, Metazoa, Chordata, Crocodylia, Alligatoridae. Gene Ontology annotation, molecular function: UDP-glycosyltransferase activity. The record is from RefSeq and is a predicted model, not a curated record.
CCCAGAACUGUGUUGCGUGCAAACUAGUAACUGUCAGCGCUUGAAAAGCUAACAAAGUUGAAAGUAGAAAGCAGGCAAAAUGGAUUGUUGCCAAAGGGCAUGUUAGUAUAUAGAUAACUUGAUUUCAGAUGUGAGCACAUACUAAGUUCCUCAAGGAAAGAAGACUCAUUUGUUUCAGCUUUGUGAUUUGCUUACUGCAGUUUACUGCAAUGCUGCUGCUUUUCUUGUCCUUAUUGGGUUUUGCUGCCGGUGGGAAGCUGCUUGUGGUGCCAAUGGAUGGAAGUCACUGGCUCAGCAUGAAGCCGGUGGUAAAUGAGCUGCAGCACAGAGGACAUGAAAUAACUGUUGUCGUGCCGGAAGUAAGCAUGCACAUGGGAACAGCGGAGUCAUUUACUAUAAAAAUGUAUCCUGUACCUUUCACCAAGGAAGAGCUGGAAAGAAUUUUUGUCUCAUUUGUUAAGGGUAUUUUUCAGGAACAGCAUUUUAUAUUAAGGGUUCUAACAAUAAAUGAACAUCUUAAAGAAACCUCUGCAUUUUUCUAUAGCACAUGCACACACUUGCUGUAUAACAAAGAGCUGAUGGACUUCAUAGAAAGGAGCAAUUUUGAUGCUGUCUUUACGGAUCCCAUGUUACCCUGUGGGCAGAUAAUUGCUUUGCAUCUGUCUAUUCCUUCUAUUUUCUUCUUGCGGGAAGUCCCAUGUGGAAUAGACUCUAAGGCUACUCAAUGUCCAGCUCCACCUUCUUACGUCCCAAGAACACUUUUAGCGUAUACAGACCAUAUGACAUUCAUCCAGCGAGUGAAAAAUCAGUUACUCAUCUUGGCAGAGUCUUUUCUUUGUAAUUUUGUUUAUUCACCAUUUGAAAAUCUGGCUUCUGAGUUUCUGCAAAGACCAAUGACAAUGAAGGAGCUUUUAAGUCAUGGAUCUAUUUGGCUGAAAAAAUUUGAUUUUGCUUUUGAGUAUGCUAGGCCAGUGAUGCCAAAUAUGGUCUUUAUUGGAGGCAUAAACUGUGUACAGAAUAAGCCACUGUCUCAGGUUAGUGAUUGGUUUGUUAAGACACACUAGAUUUACAAGGGGAAAUGUUACUGACAAUUAUUUUAUUACAUGUUCAAUGGUGUUUAG